Aphis gossypii (cotton aphid) is the source of this 2726-nucleotide messenger RNA. Its product is annotated as serine-aspartate repeat-containing protein F-like. Bases 300 to 2453 code for a protein of 717 amino acids. The record is from RefSeq and is a predicted model, not a curated record. Lineage: Eukaryota; Metazoa; Arthropoda; Insecta; Hemiptera; Aphididae. The transcript has 10 exons.
UAUAGUUCUUCUAAGUUUAAACUACUCUUUUAGUCAAUUGCCGAAGCUCACAACGCGCAUUUAAGAGUUGACUGAAUAGUUGGAGAGUCGUGCAACUGCUGCAGUGUGUUCGGUUUGCUGAUUCGCGUGCGUUUACCAUCAAAUAUUCCGUGCGUGCGUGCCAUUACAUAGAGUGUUGCGAGUUAUAAUUUUUUUUUCACCGAUUCGCGACUGCUGUUCGGAUCGUAAGCCGAAAAUCAAUUCCGUGGAGCGGAACUUACUGACAUCUAGAAGACGUUUUUAUUAAUACAUUUCAAAGGAUGUAUGCGAGCCAAGAUGAAAAAUAUUUUAAACGACCCCUGGAUACUACCACGAUCUCCAUUAGUGUCCCUAAUGAGAUCAGCGAUGUCAAGUCGCCUCCUUCUCGCAAUCUAUCGAUGAUAAAAUGGGUGCUGAUCGUGAGUUUGGGGUGCUGCGCGCUGAUGUACAGCGCCAGCUCAUCUCCCAUCGUUAGCUCGACAUCCGAACCGGAACAAGGACACCAUAACGCAAACGCAGCCGUGCCCGAGACAGCCGACAAGCUGGUGGCCACGUCGCCAGACAGCGGAAGGCAGUCCGCCGAAACGUCCGCCGUACAACCGGCCCCUGUUUCCGAAUCGGUUCCGGCAGCUCAGCCGUCUGCACCUGCCGCCGUUGCGCCGGAAGCGUCCACAGACGAGGACGAUGACGAUGACGACGACGAUGAUGACGUGGUUGACUUGGACAUCACCGGAGACGAUGACGAUGACGACGACGAGGAAGAGGAAGACGAUGAUGACGACGACGACGACGAUGAUGACGACGAAGAGGAAGAAGAUGUUGUACCACAACCAGCCAGCGCAAACGCCGCCAAUGGUGCCGCUGAUCCAGCGACUGCCGCUUCCGGAUCGACUUCUGGUACCGCUGCCACAGCAGCCCCUGCAGCCCCGAGUUCCGGUAGUGAAGACGACGAUGAUGAUGACGAAGACGAAGACGAUGAUUACUUCGACAGAUUCUUCGAAGAUAUCCUUGGAGACGACGACGAAGAAGAUGAGACGUCUUCGGUGAGCACGCUGGUGUUCGGACAGGCUUCGACCACGGCGGCGCCCGCGCAGGGCCUGUCCGUGUCGCCGCCGGCGGACGACUCGUCCGACUACGGAACGGCCGUCGACGGAGCGGCCGGAAUCAACGCCAACUACGACGACGCCGGCAACGCGGACGAAGCGUCGUCCGCCGACCAGGACGGACCGCACACCGUCACGCUGCUGUCGCCUGUUCCCAACGACGACGAUCUGGCGGACGGCGAGGACGGUGCCGCGGCCGUCGCGUCUUCCGUGCAGGCCGUCGAGUCCAACAGCAUAGCGUCCGCCCCAGCUCCGGCCAGCGCGAGCACCGACGACGACGACGACGACGACGACGACGAUGACGACGAUGACGACGACGACGCGUCUGCCGCGGCCACGAGCGGCGGUGACGACGACGACGACGACGACGACGAUGACGACGACGAUGACGACGACGACGACGACGAUUCCGGCGAGACCAGAACGGUAGCCAAAGGCCGAGCGCGUGAGUGCAUAAAAACUCCCGGUGCGAUGGCUAGCAGCCCAGUGACCUUGCCGUCCUCGUACGUGGCCAAGUAUAACAGGUUCGUAGACAACAUACUGGGCCGGAUCAACAAGGUGUUGAGGAAGAACUACGACCCGGUCAACGUACGCCUGCAAACACCCACACAGACCACCGACCAUAAGAAGAAGGGUACCACCUCUCAAAAACCAAAAACCAAACCCAAAGUGGAAUCCAGGGAAAGCGUUCAGCAGACGGAAGUGUCGAAAAAUGGCACUGUAACAGCAGCUCCGGUGACUGAAAAGUCGGCGGCCACUGUGUCACAACAUCCGACUGCAGUAAACGGCACAUCUGCUCGUUCACAGCGCAAGCACCACAAACACCACCAUAGAACGUCAAAGGCGCAAAACAACAAACCAAAAGUCACCAAAAACAAGCCCGCUGCCAAGCCCCAUAGUCCACCCAGAGCCAGAGCCACCAUGUACGGACUGAGCAGUCUGCGCCGGGACGGAGACGUUACCGUGAACGUGAUGAAUACUCACACGACAGUAAAGACCAAAUUUUUGGUUGGCCCUCUAACGUUGAAAGUCGAAAAAGAGUUUGGACGAGGUGCCAAAAAGGAGCUGAGAUCGGCGACAGCCACCACAGGCGAACUGGUCGGCCGACUUAACUUGCGAGUGCUUACCGGCGGCGCGGCCACGUUACACUCCAUCCGCGUCCACCAACCGAAACAACUGCAGAUUGACAGCCAGGACGACCACGACAAGACUAGGGAGUACGUGUGGAGACGGUCCAACAUGAUCGCCCACCUCGUGUCGCAGAAACUGACGUACGCCACGAAGUCCAUGUUGCAACCGGUCCCGAAUAAAUCCGCGGCCUCUAAACCAUAGUAGGUGUGUUGUACGACCACGCGACGUGUUUCGCGACGAAGUGGAGUUCAACCGUACUCAAUGGCUGAUUAAGUGUUAAGAUAUUUUCACUAUUUAUUAAUUUAUUUAUGAUAUGAAUAUAUUUAUGUAUUUAUAUAUAUAUAUAUUAUAUACAUUUAUAGAUAUUAAUUUAUUAAUUUAUUUAUUUAUCAAAAUACAUAAUAAUGUAUUGUAUUUCAAGUCUGUACGACAAUAUUUUGUAGAAUAAAUUAUUUUCUACACUUAUAAAUAUUA